Lactuca saligna is the source of this 654-nucleotide messenger RNA. NCBI's taxonomy places the organism in Eukaryota, Viridiplantae, Streptophyta, Magnoliopsida, Asterales, Asteraceae. The record is from the annotation of a GenBank genome assembly.
AUGAGGAAUACAAGGACGAGUUCUUUCAAAUUGAAAUUUAAGAACACACAAGAAACAGUGUUGAAUCUAGAUGAAGACGAUGAUGAUUUCGUCGCUCUACCUAUAGAAUAUGAAGCAGAAGGUGUUAGAAGUGAGCAAAUUGAUAGAAAUAUUGUUGGAUCAAGAAAAACAAAGAAACAGAAGAAAAAAACUUCAAGAUCAGAACAUGCAAAGAACAAUGUAGAAUCUGGAAAAUCAGAUGUUAACAAAAAUAAAGAAGAGACAAUACCAAGUGAUAACACAUUUGUUAGAAGGAUGAAAAGGAAAGGUUUUGCGAGAAGUGCACAUGCUAAGGAUAGUAAUAAAUCCUCGGAAGCAAGUGGUGAAAGGAAAAAAACCAAGAAGUCUAAAUGUGUUACUUUUGGGGAGUAUGAGUGGGUAGUGAAUGAUGCACAUUCAAAGAAAUCUCCAAAGAGAAAGAAGGGAAAAAUAGGGCAUGAAAAUGUUAAUAUCAAAACAAAAGAGGAGAAGGUCAGAAAGGUAAGCAAGGACCAUCCAGAAGGGUAUAGAAGACUUGCAACUAGGAUGACUCCUGAUAGGAUUAGUGCAGCUGUCAAAGUAAUGUCCCCUGCACAAAAACUGGGAUUAUGUGUAUUGGUUUUGGUUCACUUCUGA